GCCCCACAAGCGUCGAAUGUCGAUUGCCGAAGCAUUUUUUUAUUGAAGUUGAACAGUGAAAUCUUUAUUGUAAUUAUUUACAGUUUAAAUGUUGGCCCAGUAUCCAGUUAGAUAACCUUUAUUAAUACAUCCUUUUUAUUUUCUACACUGGUAUUUAUAAGUUAACAAGCCGCAGCAAUUAGUACUAUAUCGAGUUUGUUUUGGAGUCUCAAAAUGAGCAAGCGCCGUCGUGCGUCGUCCGUCGCAAGCCGGGGUGCUGAUGGCGACGACAGCGAUGAUGUAGAACUGAGUAACCCUGGACCACCACCAUCGAGGAAGAAAAAGAAAUUGGAACCGAGUGAAAUAUGCCAGCAGUUGUAUGACACAAUAAGAUCAUUCAAGAAAGAAGAUGGAACGCUAUUGUGUGAUUCUUUCAUCAGAGCGCCCAAGAGACGCCAGGAGCCGCAGUAUUAUGAAGUUGUGUCACAUCCCAUUGAUUUGUUGAGAGUACAACAAAAACUAAAAACCGACACAUAUGAGGAUAUAGAUGAAUUAUCCGCUGAUAUAGAGUUGCUUGUGAAUAACGCUAAAGCAUUCUAUAAGCCUGAUUCUGAAGAAUAUAAAGAUGCCAUAGAGUUGUGGAAGCUCUAUACUAAGAACAGACAAGCACUUGAGAAUGGUGAUGAAAUAAAAACACCAAAACAAUCACGCAAUGGAUCGUCAAGCAGACGCUCUGAUGUGGCUGAAGAUAUUUCCGAGACAUCUACUAAUAAUGACGAGGAUAAUGUACUUGAAGAACUUUUUAAUGCUUUCGUAUCCGCAAAUGUUGACGGUCGACCACUCUACGGAGCAUUCCAAUUUUUACCAUCAAAACGGCGUUAUCCAGAAUAUUAUGAAGUUAUCGACUCGCCGAUUGAUUUAAAAACGAUAGCUCAAAAGAUACAAGCGAGCGAGUAUUCCAAUUUAACUGAAUUGGAAAAGGAUCUACUGCUGAUGGUCAGGAAUGCGUGUAACUUCAACGAGCCGGGCAGUCAAAUAUAUAAAGACGCUAAAAUGUUGAAGAAGAUAAUUCAAUUGCGCAAACAAGAAAUAGACCAACACGGGCGGAGUGGACCGUCAAAGACAUCAGAACGUAUAAGAAGCAAGCGCUCAUCCAGGGUUGUACCGAUCCUGUCCAGUCGAACUAUGGCCAUAUUGGAACCGCCAGAGUCUGAUGGGGAGCCCGAAGUUAAGCAUUCAGAGGACAGUGAAAGUGACGAAGAGAAGAAUGACAAUGAAGAUUCGCCGCAGUGGAAACUUCUGGAAUCUGUCAAGAAUCAUGUAGGACCAAAUGGUACACCGUUAGCCGAUCCAUUCUGGAAGCUUCCAUCGCGUCGAGAAUACCCAGAUUAUUAUAAAGAAAUAAAAAACCCAGUCUCUCUAAAUCAGAUAAAAAACAAAAUUCGACGAGGAAACUACGGCACGGUAUCAGAAGUGGCGGGAGAUAUGAAUAUUAUGUUUGAGAACGCUAAACAGUAUAAUGUGCCUUCGUCGAGAUUGUAUAAGGACGCUGUUAAAUUGCAACGGAUAAUGCAACAACGUGUGCAAGAGCUUUUGGAUAUAGUACAGAGCUCAUCUAGUGAUGACGAGAGUCUAUCGUCAGUUAAGAACCAAGUUAACACGCCAAGACCACGAGGUCGUCCUCGAGUGAAUCCUAUACUACCAUCAGCAAGCCCCUCACCGUCCCCAGCCCUUAAACCAAACAUGCCUUUAAAGAAGAAAUUGCACUAUAUAUCCAAGCAAUUGGUGGAAUUCACGUGCUCUGAUGGCAGACAGCCUAUGUUGUUGUUUAUGGAGAAGCCGAGCAAGAAAUUGUAUCCGGAGUAUUAUAAUGUGAUCGAUCGCCCCAUUGAUAUGUUGAUGAUUGAGACUAAUAUAAAGAACGAUCGCUAUUCAUCCAUAGACGAAAUGGUAUCCGAUUUCCGUCUAAUGUUCUCCAAUUGCCGCCAAUUCAACGAAGAAGGUUCCAUGAUAUAUGAAGACGCGAACCUUCUAGAACGAGUUCUAAAUGAAAAAUUAAAAGAACUACAUAGUUGUUAUGAGAGAAAAGCGAACAUUAGAACAUUCAAACCGGCCAAGUCAAGGCAACUGACGCCGUUCGAACAAAAGUUGAGGACUUUGUACGAUGCUAUACGCGAUUAUCGAGAUCAAAAGGCAAACCGCCAACUAGCGCUCAUAUUCAUGAAACUGCCAAGCAAAACGGAAUACCCUGAUUACUAUGAACUAAUAAAGAAUCCCAUAGACAUGGAGCGUAUUGCGCACAAACUAAAAAACGGAGUAUAUAAUUCUGUCAACGAAUUGGCAUCAGAUUUCAUACUGAUGUUUGAUAAUGCGUGCAAAUAUAAUGAGCCAGAUUCGCAAAUAUAUAAGGACGCGUUGAUUUUGCAACGCGUCUGCUUGCAGACUAAGCAGAUGUUGAGAGAGGAUGAUGAUGCAGUACCAGAUGUGCCGGCGGCAGUGCAAGAGUUACUUCUAAACUUAUUUACUACUGUAUACAAUCAUCAAGAUGAGGAGGGCAGAUGCUAUUCAGACAGCAUGGCAGAAUUGCCGGAACACGACGAAUCGUCCAACGGUGAGAAAGUUCGCGCCAUUUCGCUAGAUCUCGUCAAGCGCAGGCUUGACAAGGGCUUGUACAAGCGGCUUGAUCACUUCCAGCAGGAUAUGUUCGCUGUUUUUGAAAGAGCCCGUCGUCUCUCCCGCACGGACAGUCAAAUAUUCGAAGACGCGGUAGAACUGCAAGCAUACUACAUAGAACAAAGAGAUAUACUCUGUAGGAACACAUUAGUUUCACCCGCGCUUAACUUCACGCGCGAUACGAUGACGACGUCCGUGGAACUGGUGAAACAGUGCAAAUUGCUCCAAGAGAACGAUGAGGACGAUGAAACUAGGUCAAGCACAGACGAGUCCCUACCCGCCGGUGGGGCUCCGCCCCAAACGCAGUACUGCAAGGGCGAGUUCGUGUAUGUACAAGCGGAUAGAGGCGCCCGGGAGCCCGCCAUAGUACAGAUCGCAAGACUCUUCACAAACGCGGACCACGUGCCCAUGGCCUAUGUGAACGUGUACUAUCGCCCCCACGAAACGUUCCACGUGCGCACACGCAAGUUCCUACACCAAGAGGUGUUCAAAACUGAAGUGCAUCGCAGCAUUCCGCUCGACCAAGUUAUUGGACGCUGCUAUGUUAUGAAUGUCAAGGAGUACUUCAAGUUCAGACCGGAAGGUUACGCAGACAAAGAUGUCUAUGUGUGCGAGAGUCGAUACAACUCGAAGAAUCGAUGGUUCAAGAAAAUCAAGGUUUGGGAGGGAGCUGAAAAGGAGGUCACACUUGUGCCUAGAGAGGUACCAUUGGAGCCAAACAGGACGGUAUCUGUAUUCCGUGAAAGAGUUGAAAAGCACAAAGAUGAAUUGGCUGAGCUCGAAGUCUUGGAAAAUGUGCAGGAAAAGGAACGGCCGGACGUGGUGAUGUACAACCCGCUGGGCACGGACGACGAGAACACGUACUACGAGCAGUACAACACAGUCUGCUCCGGCGUCAUAAAGACCGGCGACUACGUGUACGUGGUCACCGACGGCGGCAAGCAGCUCAUCGCGCAGGUCGACACCAUCUGGGAGACUGGCGACAACAAAUGCUACUUCCGCGGUCCAUUCCUCAUCUUCCCUUCAGAAGUGGUGAACAUUAUUAACAAGCCAUUUUACAAACAAGAAGUGCUUCUCACAACAAUGCACGAUACAAGUCCACUAGUAGGCAUUGUCGGAAAAUGUGCUGUACUCGACUAUGAUGAUUAUCUUAAAUGUCGGCCAACAGAAAUAUCAGAGAACGACGUGUUUGUUUGCGAGUCUUUAUACGACGAAUCUAACCGCGUGGCGAGAAAACUAAAAUCUGGCCUGAGGAAGUUUGAGCACACUAAAGAUGUCACUGUUGAUGAGGUAUAUUACUUCCCAAAACCUCUGGGCCCGCCUCUACUUGCAAGUGCUCAAGAAGUAGGAAGCGCUGCGUUCACGCAUAAGGCGUUCACACAUAACAUGAACUCGGAUUGUAUGGAUGUGAAGCCACAAUUCACGAAUCUCAUAAACACGACAAUCGGGAGUCAAGAUGUGGAAAUGAUAUUGGAGAAUUCGUUGGACGAUUCUUCAUUAGCUUCGCCGGCUACACCGCUGUCUAUUGGUGGCAACAGCAACCCGUACAACCCGUCCCUCAUACAAACGCCAAGCCAAGAGAAGAACACGAACCAAUCGGCCACGCCCGCUACGGGCAAGAAGAAGAAAGAGCAGAAACAGAAGAUCGUCACCGGCUACAUAUUGUACUCGAGCGAAGUGCGCAAGGCGAUUGUGGCCAACAACCCCGAGUGCACUUUUGGUGAAAUAUCGCGCAUAGUGGGCAACGAAUGGCGCUCAUUGCCCGCGUCAACGAAGCAGUGCUGGGAGGAGCGAGCCGCCAAAUGCAACGAGGAGACCGCCGCUAGACUUGCAGAAGAGAUGAAGGAAAUUGCGCAACAUACAACAAUGGAAAUGACGUACGAAUGCGCGUGGGACACGUGCGACUAUCAGUUCGAAGAUAUCAACGACUGUAUGGAGCAUUGUAUCGGCGAAGGUGGCAAUAUGAUUGGAACUUAUAUCGAAACCAAGAAAAGUAAACUGGAACCCGGCCAUGUCCAACAGCACUACCGCGGGGGCGGGGCGACCAGCACUAACGAAUACCCGUGUCUUUGGAGAAGUUGUACUCGAGUUCGUAAGGGACAGGCUCCGUUCCCGAACUUGCCACGAUUGUUACGACAUGUACGAGAUUUACAUGUUAAUAAGGGAAAUGGGAAGCUCACUGCUGUUCAUGAGAGGUCUAGGAACUUUGUGCAGUCCAGUAAGAAACCGCCGAAGUCGUACACGACUACCCUACGUGGUGGGGUGUUGUCGCCUGGAGCAUCUCUAUCAGGCAUGUCCCCAAUGGCCCGCAGCACCCCGUCCCCCGGGUGCGGGGAGGGCGGCGGGGGUGUGGGGGGCAGUGUGGGGGGCGCGGGGGGCAGGCCUCCGCUGGAGCCGCUGUUUGUUAGCGCUCCGCCUAGAGUGCAGAGGGUUACACACUCCGACGCGUAUAUUCGAUACAUCGAGGGCCUGCACUCCGAGCAGAAGUACAUAACGCCAUGGGAAAAGUCCCUAACACCGAUGCCGGCAAAUCCCGAUCCAUCACAAUUCAACAUGCACAAAAUACCCGCACAUUGGAUGACUGAAGAAGCAAUUAAUGGAUAUCUCGCUCAAGACAAGAAUCUAACAGAAAGCGACAUACAAAAAAUGGACCAGAACACGAAAAUAUUAAGAGGCCUCUGUGCGCUGAGAGAUUUCAUGAUGAAAGACGCGUAUUCUAUCUAUAAGUCGUUUUAAUCUCAAGAUAAUAUCAAACAGAAGUUUCGGAUCUUUUUAAUUCGUUCAAUCUCAACCGGUCUUUUCAUUCACGUAUGACACUUACGCACUGUAUGUGUUUUGAGUUAUUUAAUUGUAUUAUCGAAGGGAAAAGUUGCUAAUUUUGAAUAAUUUAAUCAAAUUCACUAACAUUAUAUGACAAGAUUGAAGGCAUUUAGAAUGAUGAUCGACGAUUUGAGGAAAUCAAGAAAUGACUUUCUAGGACUCGAAAACUAAAAAUCUUACUAAUGAGCUAUCUAUUAGCAUUAGUUUUAGAUGAUUUUUAUACUUUUUAAGUAAGAAUCUUGUAUUAAAUAAGUUUAAAUCAUAACCUAAUAAUAAAUGUAUUGAUAAAUAAA
This is a messenger RNA of Colias croceus (clouded yellow), 5765 nucleotides long. It is a transcript of the gene polybromo, whose product is annotated as protein polybromo-1. Gene Ontology annotation, molecular function: protein binding; chromatin binding. The transcript is spliced from 33 exons. Bases 214 to 5388 code for a protein of 1724 amino acids. Lineage: Eukaryota; Metazoa; Arthropoda; Insecta; Lepidoptera; Pieridae. Gene Ontology annotation, biological process: chromatin remodeling. The record is from RefSeq and is a predicted model, not a curated record. Gene Ontology annotation, cellular component: RSC-type complex.